Messenger RNA from Knipowitschia caucasica, 510 nucleotides. Lineage: Eukaryota; Metazoa; Chordata; Actinopteri; Gobiiformes; Gobiidae. The record is from the annotation of a GenBank genome assembly.
AUGCAUUAUGGGAGGAAGCGCCUCUUAAACUCAGUUCCUGGAAUUGGUGACGAGGAGGAGCCGAGAGCUAAAGCUGCUGUCCGUGACUUCACACCUGUCUGUUGUCAUGGAGACCUGAGCCGGGACCCGCCCCCACUGUUUGAGGACGUCCGACAGAAGCAGAAGUUUGAUCUGUUUGGCUCAAAGACUCCAGCAAGGAUUGGGCUCCUCUGCACCUCCUCAGCUCCUCCUCAGCUCCUCUGCACCUCCUCCUGGCACCUCAGCAUCCCUCACAUCUCUGCUGAUCUCUUGAAGCAGCUGAGUCACCAUCCAUCCUCACACCUCUGCUCCCUGCUCUCUCUGAUCCCUCUGCUCUCUCUGAUCCCUCUGGUCUCUCGGGUCCCCAGUCCCGGUCUUCACCCGGACAUCAUGUGUGACUGCUUCCACAUCGCCUUCCCCAACUGGCAUGCGGCGGAGUCUUCGGGACACGGUGGGAAACCUCUCCUCUUUCUCUCUGUGUUUAUAAUGUGA